Molecule: messenger RNA, 8780 nt
Organism: Musa acuminata AAA Group (dessert banana)
Lineage: Eukaryota; Viridiplantae; Streptophyta; Magnoliopsida; Zingiberales; Musaceae
Product: zinc finger CCCH domain-containing protein 13-like
Exons: 10
Coding region: 7068-7403 (111 amino acids)
Molecular function (GO): metal ion binding
Source: RefSeq, a predicted model, not a curated record
UUAAAAAUUAAAAUUAGAACUGAUGGUUUCGAUUUGAUUUCUAAUUAUCUAAAAGGAAAAUUAACAUUUUAAUAGUGUAUCAGAAGGUUUCAAUUCGAAUCUCGUCUUUAUCAUUUUUUUUUAUAUUUUAUUAAUUAAAAUAUUCGAAUUGGUACUGGAAUCGAUGGAUAUCGAAGGAACCUCGGAUUUCGGUUCUAGAUUUGGUUGGUUAGGGCUGCUUGUAUACAUGCACGAGUUCUCGACUUCAUAGAUGGGUGCCAACGGGGCCAUUGAUCUCAAAUGUCCCAUGUAAGCAACCAAUGAAGGGUUCGCUAUGUGUGUUUGCUGAUGGAGCCGAGACACAGGAUUGACCUACGCCCUCUUGGAGCUCCACGUAUGGCGGUAGCCAGUUCCAAACCUUGAAUUCUAUUUGGGCUCCGAUAGGUGAAACGUAUAAUGUUUCGUCUAUGACGGAAAUCUGUGUCAUGCGGACGAGAAGAGGGAAUAAAUCGAGCUCUCGUCUCCCAGCCAUGUUCAUGUCGAAACUAGGGUUUCUGACGUGAAGGCGGGCCCUUUUCUAGAGCUCCAUUCCAUUGCUAUUUGAUCGUCUUCGGCGUUUCGGAAGAGCUCCUCUUAUCGUCUGUCGAUCUCGCUUAGGGAUACAUUUAUCUCUUUGGCUCGCUCUCCUCUCCCCUUCGAUCGUUCCGCCGCAAUGAUAAGAAGGAAGUUGUAUAAGACAAAGCUCUGUACAUUAUUCCAAAGGGAUCGAUUGUUGGGAAAAUACGACAAAGAAGAGGAUAAAAACACUAUGGAAACAAAUAACAAACACAAGAUCAAGAAUACUUUAGGAAAGAUAUUUAGGCUUGAAAUGUGUAUAAGCACUUUCCUAAAAACGAUUUUUGCAUCCUCUUCUCAAUAAGAUUGCUAUGGGUUUGAUGCAAAUAGUUUUAGUGGAUAUGACAAGCCUUUAGAAGAUCUGUAUUGAGCAAACAAUAAAGAAUCUUCAAAGAGGAAUUAGAGAAUAUCUAAUUCAAUCACUUGAGAGUAAACUUGGAGAGUAAAGAAGAAGAAUAUGAAACAGAUGUCUUAAUAAUUUACCCUUAAAUAUCUAUUUAUAGAUAUUUUCUUAAAAGACACAACCUUUGAAAAAUAACUACCAAAAUAACUAUAAAAGAAAACACAUUUUCAAAUAAAUCUUUUAAAAUUUUUUUUUUCUUUUUAAUUUGAACAAUUUAUAACAAUCCCCCACUUGUUCAAAUUUAAAAUUUUCUCCAAGUGAUUAAAUAGUAUUUAUGAAUAAAGUAAUAUAUCUUUCGAUUUGAAUAUUACCUUAGUGUAAGCAUCACAAAGUGAAGUCGAAAUCCCAAAUAGUAUAAAAACUUUGAAUUUGUUAUUCCUAAUGACAACACUGGUGAUACUACACACAUAAAUACAAUAUCCUUGUAUUCCUCAUAAAAUUUUGCUCGGCCCUAAUAUGGCCUUGGACUCAUCCAAGUUCAUGAAUUUUUAUGAGAGAAAACUCCAACUCUCAAUCGAAGCGGCACCACUUCUAAGUUCAUAUAGGUGAAGUUCUUAUAGUAUCUUUGUCACUCUUUGAGAUACUUGUCCUAACUUGAUUGAACUUCAUUAAGAGUAUAAUUAACUCAACUCUCAUUCGGUGACAACCAGCACUUUAACAUCUUUAGAUGAGACUCGUAAAAUAUUUCAAAGUGCUGAACCACUCCACAUGUCAAUGAUUUGUUCUUACCCUUUGAACUCUUCAUUACUCAUUUCAUAAUGUUGAGUAGGGUUGCUAUCAUUGGUGGAUCUUUUAUUCAAGGAGUUUUAGCCCCAUCCAUUUUGAUGUUGAUCUUACAACUUCUCUUGUAAGAGGUUUGGUGAAUGAAUCAUCUUUCACUUGUAAAACAAGAGGAAUUAUUUUUGCUUUUCGUACACGAGUGCUUCUCCUUAAUUUAUGAGAUUGCUCUCCAACCUCUUGUGAACUCGAUUGAUGUCCAAUCAAAGGAAUAUUAGGUUGCUCACCAACCUUUUGAGAUGUCUCCACUAGUGAUUCUUCACUAGUUAGAGGAUGAACAUUAUUACUUGAAGUCAAUAAAUGUUCAAAGAACUCUACAUCUCGAGAUUCUAUUAUGAUAUUAGACUCCAAAUUAAGAAGUCUAUAUGCUUUGCUAUUUGAGGCAUAGCCUAUAAAUACACAUUUGAUUCCUCUAGGUCCCAAUUUUAUCCUUUAAGGAUCAUUAUUCUUACAAUAUACAAGACACCCUCACACUUUAAAAUAACCAAUGUUAGGUUGUCUUCCUUUCCAGAACUCAUAUGAAGAGAUCUUAUAUAUAUAUUUUUAAAGGGAAUUCUAUUUAAGAUAUGACAUGUAGCCAAUAAAGCUUCUCCCCACAAAUUAUAAGAUAAUUUAGCAUGCAACAACAUAACAUUAAUCAUCUCUAGAUAAGUUCUAUUUUUUCUUUUUGCUAAUCUAUUUUGCUUAGGUGUUCAUUAUGCCAUGUUGUUCACAAAACAAGUUAAAUUCAUUAGGAAAGUAUUCUCCUCCUCUAUCACUUCUUAAAGAUUUAAUUUUCUUCCCCAAUUGAUUUUCAACUUCUGCUUUAUAUGCCUUAAAAGCAUUAAAAGCAUCAUUUUUAUGUUUCAAUAAGUACACAUAUGUGAAUCUAGACAUAUCAUCUAUAAAAGUAAUGAAAUAUCUAUUACCUCCUCUCGUUAAUAUGCCAUUUAAUUCACAUAUAUCAGAAUGUAUUAAGUCUAACAAAUUAGUAUAUCUUUCAACACUUUUGAAUGAUUUCUUCAUUAUCUUUGAUUUAACAUAAAUUUCACAUUUAUUAAGAUCAUCAAAAUAAUAAUUUAUUAAACCAUACUUAACCAUUCUUCUAAUAGUGUUAGUUCCAAUAUGUGCUAAUCUAUCAUGCCAUAAUGAAUAAGAAUCAAUAAUAUAAAUCGAAGCAACAACUUUAUUAAAUUUAAAAUUAUUGUCAACAAUAGAUAAUUUGACUAUUCUCUUAGCGGAAUAAUCUUUUCCAACAAAAGUUCCAUUACGGGAUGGAAUUAACUUCCCGGAUUCAAAUACAAAUUUAAUUCUAGGUUUGCUAAGGAGAUUCUCACUUAUUAAAUUUCUACUCAUAUCUGGUACAUGAAAAACAUUAGUAAGAGUGACUUUCUUACCCGAAGUGAAAGUGAGUUCCACAUUUCCUUUGCCAAUCACCUUAGAACGAACUUUAUUUCCCAUUUAAAUCUCUUGCCCUUCUGUGACUUCUUUGUAAGUCUUGAAGAGUGCCUUAUCAUAGCAAACAUGGACGGUAGCACAAGUAUCGUACCACCCAAGGUCUAUCGUACCGAAGCGUACCGCCCGGUACGGGCGGUACGUACUGGUCCGACAGGUUAUCGGUACGUGGACCGCCCGGUACCGCUACAGUGCUAUAGUGCUACAGUACUAUACUGUAGCACUGCUACAGUAUACAAAAUAAAAAAAUAUUUGGUACACCAGGGCGUACCGCUUGGUACGCCCUGAUGUACCGCCCGAUACACCGGUACCGUACCGUACCGAGCCCGGGUCGAAAUGUCGGUACGGUACGAUACAACGAACCUUGGUACCACCAACCAGAAACCUUGCCAAAUAUGGCAUUCACUUCGCUGACCAUAGCAAUUAUAUUAUCAUCUCCCUCAAUGGAGUUGACUUUCGGUUUCUGGCCCUUUUUAAAAUUGUAAUCCCUAGCAAAAUGAUCAGGUUUUGUACACACAAAACAGCCUCCACUCUUUGGCUUCUUAAAUUUUCUUUGAUCCCUUUUGGGGCCAAAAUGAUUCACAACAUUUUAUAUUCACAACAUUUGUUUUUAUAUUCACAACAUUUGCUUUUAUAUUCCCAAAAGAGUUCUCACUCUUUUUUCUUAUCCUCGAUUCCUCCUCGAUUCGAAGAUGUUUUUGAAUUUGCUCCAAAGUGAUAUCCUUGGAGUUAUGCAAAAUCUUCUUCCUAUACCCUUUCCAAGAUGAAGGUAACUUAGUUAUUAUAGCCCCUACUUGAAAAGGUUCAGGAAGUUCGAUUUUUUCAGCCUUCAAUUGAUUAACAAUGACCUGCAACUCAUGCACUUGUGCUAAGAUUGGCUUGUCAUCCAUAAACUUGUAAUCAAAAUAUUUAGAAAUCAAAAAUUUUUUUGUACCUUCCUCCUUGGCAUGAUACUUGAAUUCCAAAGCAUUCCAAAUUGCUUUUGCAGAUGGUUCUACCGUAUAAAGAUCAUAAAGCUGAUAUGAAAGAGCAUUGAGAAUGUGUCCUCUACACAUGACUUCAUCUUCGAUUCUCUUCUUUUGUUCAGCCUUGACUUCAUCGGUGUUAUCAUCGGUUGGAUCAGGAAUUGGUUGAAGAUUUGGAUCAAGCACAUAGAAGAUCUUCAAAGCAGUCAACAUGAAUUUCAUCUUGUCUUGCCAACGGGUAAAAUUCGUUCCAUCAAAACGAUCCAAACGAACAAAAUCUUGAUUCAAUAAUUUGAUGAUAUUUGUGGCCUCCAUAGUGAAUUUAUAUAAACUCACAAAUAUCGUUUUUAGAUUGUUGGGAAAAUACGAUAAAGAAGAGGAUAAAAACACUAUGGAAACAAAUAACAAACAUAAGAUCAAGAAUACUUUAAGAAAGAUAUUUAGGCUUUAAACAUGUAUAAACACUUUCCUAAAAACGAUAUUUGUACCCUCUUCUCAACAAGAUUGCUAUGAGUUUGAUGCAAAUAGUUUUAGUGGAUAUGACAAGCCUUUAGAAGAUCUGUAUUGAGCAAACAAUAAAGAAUCUUCAAAGAGGAAUUAGAGAAUAUUUAAUUUAAUCACUUGGAGAGUAAAGAAGAAGAAUAUGAAAAAGAUGUCUUAAUAAUUUACUCUCAAAUAUCUAUUUAUAGAUAUUUUCUUAAAAGACAUAACCUUUGAAAAAUAACUACCAAAAUAACUAUAAAAGAAAACACCUUUUCAGAUAAAUCUUUUGAAAAGAAAUUCUUUUUUCUUUUUAAUUUGAACAAUUUAUAACAUCGAUGCCCUCGCCAUAGCUGCAAUUUCGCCCAUGGUGAGGCGGAGAUCUGCCGCUUCGGUGGAUCUUUCAAUGGUAAUCGCUAAAGGUUCCGAUCUAUGGGUUGUUUCCUUUUCUCUCCUUUUUUUUCUCCACGAAUGUUGGUAGAAUUACACUCUUACUUGUCUGGUAGUUCGAUAAUACUGCUCUUAUCUAACUCGCUGCUUCUUUUCGGCGAUUAAUUGAGGUAAGGGUGAAAUUGUUGUGCCUUCUGAUGCCUUUUUGAUGUUCGGAUACCUUUAUUCGGUGCAACAUUGACUUCGAAUUUUCCAUAAAAUUGCUAAUCAUAUCAGUUUUCAUGCACAAUUUCUCUAUGUUUAUGUAAUUGAAACUAUAGUUUUAUAUUUAAAGAAUGGUUAUAUUGUCAUGGAGCGAUUGCUGAUAGAAUUUAUUGAUAUGACAAAAAGUUUGAAUUACUUGUGUCUCAAACUACACAAGUAUUUGUGCUUGACAUGUCAUGGGCGGACAUGUAUGAUAUUACUGAUUGCUUGAAUAGCUACGGAUCCAACUAACUAAUAUAUGAUGUUAAGCUUUACCCUCAUCUAAUGGUCAACAAAAGACUUCUUUCAGUGAACCUUUACUAGUUGGUGUUUGAACAUUUUAGUGAUGCAAUUAUACAUUCGAUAUGGUUUCCCCUUCCUGUCCACCCCCAAAAAGAUUUUCCCUUUUUUUUUUCACAUUAGGUGGUUUUAGCUUCUCAGUUUCUUGCUUGAAACUUACUUGAACGCCGUAACAUAUGAAUCAAUUCUGCUGAUUUAAUUAGUCUGUGAAAUAAAUCAGUAGAAAAUGGAGGUCAGAUGAAAAAUAUAUUCAUAACAAAUAUAGGAGAAAAGCUGCUGGAUAAAAAUCUUCAUCACUGGCACAUAUUUAGUCUGGUUCAAUUUGAUUGAAUUUUGAUUUGAGAAAUCUUCAAAUAAUAUCUUAUAAGAAUAUUCAGGAUACACCUUUUUCGGUUAGAUUCAUUUGGUUUACUCUAUUUUGAAGCUGCAUUGUAUGAUAUCAAUUCUAUUUGUUCUGGGAAAAUGAUGAAACUCAGUUCAAUUGCCUGCAGAUGAAAACUAGCUUCUUAUUUCUUGAUCCAAAAUCUUCUCAGGUGAAGUUUUUACAGAAUAUCUGCCAUAAUUCUUGGUUUCCUUUUUAUAGUAUAAUGGAACAAAUUAUCAACCUCCAAACAGCUUCUUAGUAUCACUUGCAAUUGGAGAAUGGCACAUCUGCAUUUUCUAGCCUCACAAUUGGUGCCAUGAUGUUGAUAAUGACUAAAUGAAGACAUAUCUAAGGGAUCACAUUUGCUAGGUUUGCUGCAUACUUACUGCACCAUUCUGCAUGUGACACUCUUUACAUUGUUAGCAGCUUCAGCAAGAGUAAUUGAUGACUCAUACAGUUGAUUUGAUGCAUUCUGUAUCCAGUUUCAUCAAUUGGAUCCUUAUUGAUGGUCUUUCUAUAUAGUUAGAGAAGGUAUAUGUUGGGAUGAUUCUUGGACAUAUCAGCAUGGUUAUACUGGAUGGAAGGUCCUAUCUUUACUGUGUCAAUGGCUCUGCAGUGGAAAAUCUCUCAAUUUCUGUUGCUCAUAGUUUCUUUAGCUACAGAAGGCAUCUACAAUAAAUCUUAUUGCUUACUUAUGAAAUAUUCGAAGGAUUCACUCAGUGAUCUAAGAUCCUUACAUGGUAUUGCAACUAUUAAUUUUAUGAUCUACUUUGUAUGUUCGGUGGCCUUUUGCAAUUGUUGAGGAGCCAAUAAUUAUUCGUUAUUGAAUUUCUCGUAUUGCUCAUGGUGAUGGUCGACGGAAUCAUAGAAGUGGGGACUUGAGAGAUAAACUUGACAGAAGGCAUUCUCCUUAUAGGAGGCUAUCAAAAGCCUCACCAAACUUGACAGAAGGCAUCCCUGGUAGAGAUGCAAGGGCUCACCAAACUUUCCGGUAUCAAAAGCCAAUCUAUCAUGAUAGAGGCUCUAGCUUUUCGAAUUCACCUAUCCAGAGAAGGUUUACUUUCUGGUGUUGCAUUUAUGGUUUUACUGUGAGAGAAGGAAUAGGAAGAAGCAGCACAUGAAUAGAGAAAGUGAUGUUUCUGAAAGCUCUGAAGUUUCUGAUAGUCCUGAAGAUAGGAAAAGGGAAGAAAAAGCUUCAUCUUAUGAUGACAAGGAUGGCCUUGAAGAGCAGAUAAGGCAAAUUCUGUUAGAUAUUGAGAUGCUUGAUGACCAUAAAUCCCAACUUGAGAUCUUUUUGGAUGAGAAGGCUGAUGAAGCAUACAAGCUUUUUAGUCAGAUAGAGGAGCUUGAAUCACAAAUUAACAAAGAGCAAGAAAACUGUAGAAGGAUCACUUCAAAGAUUAAAAAAAUCAUUAAAGCUCAUGGAUGGUAUAUAAAAGCACAGGAGGAGUAAAGAAGGCAAAUGUUGUUUGUGGAAAUAAGAAAUGUUAUAGCAUUUGUUCAUUUUAUUGGCUUGCAUCUGUUUUGAUCUUGGUUGGCCCAUGACAAGGGAAUGUUGCUCCAUCUCAACAUGGGUGUUGCAUGUUCUAACAGUAUAGACAGCAGCCUCUACAUGUGGAGGGAUCAGAUUUCCCUCCCCGGACAUGCAGUGGCAGGAGCAUCUGGCACUAGGCUGCUUUUCUUUAUCAUUUUUGUUUUGAACUUAGCAGACACCUUGUUUUUUAAGCAUCUGAAUAUGGAGACGAGACAUCAAUUUUACAGGUUGCAAACCCAUCUACAGAAGAUUGGUUGUCAGCUUAGUUCAGAUACCUUAAGAACUUAUGCCAACGAAGAUGAUCCAAGCAUCAAUGUCACCAGUGAUGGAGAUCCUAUUGAUGAUGGGAAAUAAAAAAAAUAUGAUCAUAUGAGUAAUAUGUUAUCAAUCAAGAAGAGAUCACUUGAAUAUCCAGCCACAAGCAAAGAACUUAAAUUGGGAUUUCACGAAAGAGAGAGAUCCAGAUGUGAUAUUUAAACCUGAUAAACUUCCAAGGUUUGAAGGACCUGCCUAUCAGUCGGAAAUUAUCAGUAAAGGAACUGAUUGAACGAAAGCAAUCCUGACCAAAAAUAAGUCAGCGGUAGAGGACUACAAUCACAAACAAGGAAGAAUUGAUUCUUCUACCUUUGCCUCUUUGAAUAAGGGGAAGAGUUCUUAAGUGCAACAUUCCUUCCGUUUACUGGUAUGGCUGCUCCUGCAGAGGAAUUUAUAGAGGCUACUGAACCUGAUGAGAAACCUGAAACUAUAGAAACUAGUGCGGUCUUUGAAAUUGAUGAUGUGGAUUAUGUGACUAAGUCUACUAACAUGCCUCCACCACCUCCAGUCACGCAACAAACAAACAAGCAGCACGAGGGUGAUAAUGAGGAAUUUGAUGGGGGAAAAGGUAGACCCUGAAAUGCUGGAUAAAGACUAUGAACAGUGAGGUGGAUAUUUGAGCAGGUAUGACUCAUGAGCUCUGGGAAGAGGCGGAGGCUGUCUGCAUCUAAUUUCCUGUGACGAGACUAGAAACAUGGUGAUCUGAUUACCUCUUUGUACCUUCAAGAAACCUCCAGAAGCUGGGCGUCUUGGUUAUUAAAUUUUCUAGGACCCGGAUUGGUGCUCAGUUCUGUUUUUUUGACUAAUACAACAGAAUAGGUACUCAUUUUGCUUAGUAUUGUUGAUGAAAGGGGCAUAAACCUCAGCAAUUUCUCGGUAUCAGUGUCCUCAAUUGGUAUAGCAAAUGCAUCCUUGUAGUUUUUUCUUAUUCCCUUAAGCAUGUGUCUUUGCCAACAGUGCUUUGUGGAUUUUUUUUUGUUU